GUGAGGCCUGGGGCGAUGGACCCGUUCACGGAGAAGUUGCUUGAACGAACCCGUGCCAGACGAGAGAAUCUUCAGAGAAAAAUGGCUGAGAGGCCCACGGCAGCAGCAAGGUCUGCACUACACGCCAAGCGAGGCAGAGAGCCGCUUUCAGAAGCAAGUAAUCAGCAGCCCCUGUCAGGGGGUGAAGAGAAAUCUUGUACAAAGCCAUCACCAUCAAAAAAGCAGUGUUCUGACAAAGCUGAACUCGAAGUUUUGGACUUAGAAAAUAAGGAACCUGUUGAGUCCGCUGCUGCAAAGCCUUGUUCUCCGAGGCCUGUGUCCCUUCAAGCAGAGCCCCCAGCACCAGCUGCCAACAGUGAUUCUAUGGCUGCCCCAGGGUCGCUGCUCAGCAUGGGCAGAGGGCUGAGCUCAAGAUCAGAAGCCUCUGCUGCCUCCUCAGUGAAAACUCGAAUGCAGAAGCUUGCUGAGCAACGGCGUCGUUGGGAUAGCGAUGUAGCAGAUGAUGUACCAGAAAGCUCGCACUUGUCACCAGUGCCAUCUGAGGAAAAGGCUGCUUCACCGUCCAAGCCACCCCUUUCAAAUGCCUCAGCUACCCCAGUUGGGAGAAGGGGCCGUCUGGCCAACCUUGCUGCGACGAUUUGCUCCUGGGAAGAUGAUGUAAGCCACUCAUCUGCAAAGCAAACCAGUGUACAAGGACAGCCUGGUACCACUUGUUUAUCCAGACCUUCCUCUGCAAGUGGAGCAUCUGCUAGCAUCAAUAGCAGCAGUGUUCAGCAGGAAGCUGCACGCUGUUCCCAAAGGGAUGGCAAGGCCUCUGCCAGUAAAGCCCCAUCUUCAAGUGCUGCCGAGGGACCAUUGCUUAAAGCCUCAGCGCCCAGCUCUGUUAAAGUGACGUCUUCCCCCGUGAAAUCUGCUGUGCUCGUCCCAACUACUAAGAACCAUGAGGCACCAAAUGCUGAGCUACUUCACAGAACUACUAGUCCUCUGAAAACAGAGGCACUGAAGCCGAGGGAGAAACCACCUUUACCUCAGGCAGUUCAGGCCAAAGAGGAAACAAACAGGGAAGUUUGUCUACAGUCCCAACCCAGAGACAACCCUGCAACACCAGGAGGAAGAGGAAUUAAGCCUUUUCUGGAACGCUUUGGAGAGCGUUGUCAAGAACACAGCAAAGAAAGCCCAGCUUAUAGAGCAUCUCAUAGAACCCCCAAUAUCACUCCAAAUACAAAAGCCAUCCAGGAAAGAUUAUUCAAGCAAAACACAUGUUCAUCUACUACCCAUUUAGCACAGCAGCUCAAACAGGAACGUGAAAAAGAACUAGCGGGUCUCCGUGGUCGAUUUGACAAGGGCAGUUUAUGGAGUGCAGAGAAGGAAGAAAAGUCAAGAAGCAAACAGCUAGAAACCCAGCAGGAAAUUCACUGUCAGAAUACUCCCCUCAAGAAACAUCAAAUUGUUUCAAACACCCCAUCGAUUUCUGUAACAGAUAAAGUGGCGGACAAUCAAACUGCAGUGAAGAUUUCUAGUGCAGAGCCUUCAGGUUCCACUGAAAGCAAAAUGACAAAGUCCAGCCCUUUGAAAAUAACAUUGUUUUUAGAAGAGGAAACGUCCUUAGAAGUCUUGUCAGACCCGAAGGCUGAGCAGGAGACUGAAGUGGUACGUGAAGCUGCGAUGAGUGUGGAUGAUGAUGCUAUCAAUAGCUCCAAAGUCAUUAAUGACAUCUUUAGUGACGUCUUAGAGGAAGGGGAACUGGAUGUGGAAAGGAACCAAGAGGAGAUGGAGCAAGUGGGAGCAGAGAGCAGUGAGGAGCAGGAGGAUGCACUGAACAUCUCUUCAAUGUCUUUACUGGCUCCGUUAGCCCAGACAGUUGGGGUGGUAAGUCUGGAGAAUGUAAUUUCUUCACCCAAAUUGGAGUUGAGAGACAUAAGCCCAAGUGCUGCAAGUCCCAAACCAGGAAAAUUCCAGAGACCCCGUGUUCCUCGAGCUGAGUCUGGGGACAGCAUCGGUUCUGAAGACCGUGAUCUUCUCUAUAGCAUUGAUGCUUACAGGUCUCAAAGAUUCAAAGAAACAGAGCGCCCUUCCAUAAAGCAAGUGAUUGUUCGAAAAGAAGAUGUUGCUUCAAAAUUGGGUGAAAAGAAUAAUGUCUUUUCUUGUCAAGUUAAUAUCAAACAAAAAAUGCAGGAGCUCAAUAAUGACAUAAAUUUGCAGCAGACAGUGAUCUACCAGGCCAGCCAGGCUCUGAACUGUUGUGUUGAUGAAGAGCAUGGGAAAGGGUCCCUGGAAGAGGCUGAAGCAGAAAGACUUCUUCUGAUUGCAACUGAGAAGAGAGCACUUCUGAUUGAUGAGCUGAACAAGCUGAAGAACGAGGGGCCUCAGAGGAGGAACAAGGCUGGUGGCCUGUCUCAGAGUGAAUUUGUUCCAUCCAAAGGGUCUGUCACUUUGUCAGAAAUCUGCUUGCCUCUGAAGGCAGAUUUUGUCUGCAGCACCGCUCAGAAACCAGAUGCAUCAAGUUACUACUACCUAAUUAUUCUAAAAGCUGGAGCUGAACAUAUGGUCGCCACACCAUUAGCAAGUACUUCAAACUCUCUUAGUGGUGACGCUCUGACAUUUACCACUACAUUUACUCUGAAUGAUGUUUCCAAUGACUUUGAAAUAAAUGUUGAAGUUUACAGCUUGGUACAAAAGAAAGAUUCAUCAGGUCUUGAUAAGAAGAAGAAAGCCUCGAAGUCCAAGGCUAUUACUCCAAAGAGACUCCUCACAUCUAUAACUUCAAAAAGCAACCUUCAUUCUUCAGUGAUGGCCAGUCCGGGAGGUCUCAGUGCUGUGCGUACCAGCAACUUUGCCCUGGUUGGAUCUCACACACUGUCCUUAUCUUCCGUCGGAGACACUAAGUUUGCUUUGGACAAGGUACCUUUUUUAGCUCCUUUGGAAGGUCAUAUCUGUUUAAAAAUCAGCUGUCAAGUGAAUUCAAGUGUUGAGGAGAAAGGUUUCCUAACAAUAUUUGAAGAUGUUAGUGGCUUUGGUGCCUGGCAUCGAAGAUGGUGUGUUCUCUCUGGAAACUGUAUCUCCUAUUGGACCUACCCAGAUGAUGAGAGGAGAAAGAAUCCCAUAGGAAGGAUAAAUCUGGCCAAUUGUAUCAGUCAUCAGGUAGAACCAGCCAACAGAGAAUUUUGUGCAAGACGCAACACUCUGGAAUUCAUUACUGUCCGACCACAAAGAGAAGACGACCGAGAGACUCUUGUUAGCCAAUGCAGGGACACACUCUGUGUCACCAAGAACUGGCUCUCUGCCGAUACUAAGGAGGAGCGGGAUCUCUGGAUGCAGAGACUCAACCAGGUGAUGGUUGAUAUUCGCCUCUGGCAGCCUGAUGCUUGCUACAAGCCCGUUGGGAAGCCUUAAAGUGUGGGAACUCCGCAUCAUGGAGAGGCUUCGAUAGCUGUGUCAAAAAGUGUCUUAAGAAGACAUAGUUAGGAGCAUCAGAUUUACAAGUUGUAUUUUAUGCUUUAAAUAUAAAAGGGUCUGUGCAAAUAUUCACUACAUAUUAGGCAGUAUUUAUAUAUUUUCUAUGUAAAACUUCACCCAGUUUCUCUUGCAUUCAGAAGUAUUUAACAGUCAAUUCAUGAGUCUCAUUUUCUAGAAACCUAAUUAGCCAGUUAUUCGUGACCAAAAAAAAAAAAAUCUUAAUCAAGUUCUGAGUUGUCCUUUGGAGCUUUGCUUUUGAGGUCUCAAGGUCUCCUGUAGGUCACACACAGAAACCUCUGGUUUGGUGAUUUUUUUUUUCUCCAACCUCAGUGGUUUUUUAAAAAGGUUGUGAUCAUUCAUGGCUCAUGAUAUGGCUUGUUGCCAUAGUACUGAAUGCACUCUCGAAGGGUUUUGCAGAAACAUGUUUAGUGAUAGAAAUGAGAAAAGACAACAAAGGCUUAUUAGUUUAAUAUGGACUUGGGGCUACUUUCUGAAGAGAUGUGGAGAGAGUGACACUAUGUGAUAUUUGGAGCUAAGUAUUUUGUAUAGAAGCAUUAAAAAUCACAUGGCUUGCAUUCACUCCUUUCCUAUUUAUGCAGUGUGGUGCACAUUUUCAUAGUAUUCAAGCUUUAUUAAAUAGUUAUUUCUCACCUAGUUUAGGGAUUCCUCAUUAACAUAUUAAUUUUUCCUCUUAUCAUAAGAACAAAUGUAAAUUGAAGAACAUUUACAUAAAAAGAUUUAAACUUUUACCAAGCUGCUGUGAACUACUACUUUGCUUGCCAAAGUGCUUGUCUUUUUCUUUCCUUUCAUAUUCGUCUAUGACAGUUUCUAGAAGUGUUUUGAGAUCAUUGAAAAAAUAGUAAGCCAUAUUACCCCAAAGCCCAAUACCUUCCUGCAAUUUAGAAAUGUUGAAAUACAUGGCUGUAGUUUUUAAAUGCAGUUUGAAUUUCUUCUCUGACUUUAAUUAUUGAUGGUUUCAUUUAUAAACACUAAAUCCUAUCACCUGCCAUUAUAUUUCUUACUCAUCUAAAUGUGGUUUUUCUUAUGUAUAUCACAAAAAUAUUUUAUGACUGCCUACAUAAAUAAAUAAUUGUAAUUG
Onychomys torridus (southern grasshopper mouse) is the source of this 4555-nucleotide messenger RNA. It is a transcript of the gene Anln, whose product is annotated as anillin actin binding protein. The record is from RefSeq and is a predicted model, not a curated record. The coding region runs from base 16 to 3393 and encodes 1125 amino acids. Gene Ontology annotation, cellular component: actomyosin contractile ring. NCBI's taxonomy places the organism in Eukaryota, Metazoa, Chordata, Mammalia, Rodentia, Cricetidae. The transcript is spliced from 24 exons. Gene Ontology annotation, biological process: actomyosin contractile ring assembly; septin ring organization; mitotic cytokinesis.